CAUUAAUUUUCUUUUUGACAUCUCAAAAUUUAAAGUUAAAUUUUUAAAGUUAAAAUAAAAAUACAAAUAAAAAAAUGUCGCAUUACGAACCAUGUUGCCAACCCGAACCACCGCCAGUUUUGGCACCACCUGGUGCUCGUAUCUGUUCAAUGAUCCCCAUCCCUGUUUGUCCUGGUCCACCACCACCAGUGUGCCCUUUGGAUCCCAUUCCAGUACAGUGUUGCCCUGAGCCUGUCUUAAACAUAAUUUAUCCCGUAAUACCACCCUGUAUACCGACGUGUCCCAUUUGUCCACCACCCUAUCCACCAAAGGGUUAUCUUCCAUGCAAACUUUAAUGAAAAUGUAUGAAUUUAUGUUUAUCUGAAACGUGAAAAAAAGAAUAAGAAAUGUUAUUUUUGUUGAAUAUUAAUGUAAAAAGGGGAUUUUUAAGUAUGUAAUUUUUUAUUUUGAAGUUAUUAAAUGUGAUUCGACAUUGA
This is a messenger RNA of Onthophagus taurus, 476 nucleotides long. Lineage: Eukaryota; Metazoa; Arthropoda; Insecta; Coleoptera; Scarabaeidae. The record is from RefSeq and is a predicted model, not a curated record.